GUUCGAAUAAUUCCAUUACAACUUCAACGGUUAUUUGCUCAGCUUCUGCUCUUGGACCAGCAAGCUGCAUCUACAACAGACCUUACUGACAGCUUUGGGUGGAACAGCAAUGAGGAAAUGAGGCAGCAUGAUGUGCAGGAAUUAAAUCGGAUUCUGUUCAGUGCUUUGGAAACUUCCCUUGUGGGGACUUCGGGUCAUGACCUUAUUAACCGAUUGUACCAUGGGAUUGUUGUCAACCAGAUUGUUUGUAAAGAAUGCAAAAAUAUCAGUGAGAGACAGGAAGAUUUCUUAGACUUAACAGUGGCAGUAAAAGGUGUUGCUGGCUUGGAGGAGGCCUUGUGGAACAUGUAUGUAGAAGAAGAGUACUUUGAAAAUGAGAACUUGUAUCGAUGCGGAGCCUGUGAUAAACUUGUUGAAGCUUCAAAGUCUGCUAAACUACGCAAGUUGCCACCCUUUCUCACCAUUUCUCUCCUGAGAUUUAACUUUGACUUUGAGAAGUGUGAACGAUACAAGGAAACGAGCUGCUAUACAUUCCCUAUCCAGAUAAAUCUGAGGCCAUUUUGUGAGCAGACUGAAAUGGAUGAUUCAGAGUACAUGUAUGAGCUGUUCUCUGUUAUUAUACAUAAAGGUGGCUGCUAUGGAGGACACUAUCAUGUCUAUAUCAGAGAUGUGGAUGAAUUAGGAAACUGGCAAUUACAAGAAGAAGAGGAUAAGCUGAUUGAAGAGAAGGCUUUAAGAGAUAGUGAAAAUGCCAAAGAAGUAGAAAAUCCAUUGGCAGUGCUGAAAGGGAUUUUAUCAGAGGAAGAAUCUAAACAAAUUCCUGUGGAUCAAUUAGGGCAGAAAUUAUUGGAGAAAAAAGGUGUGUCCUGGAAUAAGAAAUACAGAAAACAAUAUGGAGCAUUACGAAAGUAUUUGCAGAAUCAUCCUCAGAUAUUUCAGUUCAGUCCUGAUGAAAAUAAGGUUGGUCUGAAGGAAAAACACAAGCUCCCUUUUAAGUCAGAUUCUCAAGGACAAGAUCUCCAAAGCCCUCCUCAAAAGAAUGAUGUCCAGUGGAAUUCAGAAAAAAAACCCACAAGGCUAAGAGGCAGUUCUGCUGGUUGCCAUUGGUUUGAUCUGAAUGAUUCAAAAGUCCAGCCGAUCAAGGAGAAGGAUAUUGAGAAACAAUUCGAGGGUAAAGAGAGUGCCUACAUGCUGUUUUAUCGAAAAUCUCAGUUAAAAAGACCACCUGAAGCACGAGGAAAUCCAAGGUACCAAAUUCCUGAACACCUUCUGAAUGAAAUGAAUGUUGCUAAUACUGAGCUGCAAAAAAAGAGAGCGGAAUGUGAAUCAGCAAACCAUGGCAUUGAUUUACAUCUCCAUUUGAGCUCAUGUUAUAAAUUUCAUAAUGGGGCUUUGCAUCCUUCACUUACUUGGAAAGACAGUGUUGUGGAUUUGACUAUUGAUAGAAGAAAAACGCUAGGAGACCUUCGACAAUCAGUAUUCCAGAUGUUGGAAUCUUGGGAAGGAGACAUGGUUCUCAGUAUUGCCAAGCCUUUACCAGCAGGACUGCAUCUUUACCAGAUACUUGAUGGAGACGAGCUGACACUGGAUGGCAUUGGGCUGGCUGAUGGAGCAGACGUCUUCGUGUGGAAUGGAAAAGAGGUUGGUGGUACAAAGGUGAUGACAGGCCCUGAUCAUGAACCUGUGGUGGUAAACGUUCUUCGUUUAGCAGAGUAUAAUGAAGGAGGGAAGGGCCAGCAUUUCACAGAAUCGCAGCACGUCUUCUCAUGCAGCACAAAACUGGGUGAUCUGCACAGAGCCUUAGCACCAUCAGGGGGGAUCAUCCUAAAGAACGGCUCAGGACCAGAUAAAGAAGGCAAGAACUGGGAAGUUUUUCUUGAAGAAGAUAUGAAGGAAACAGUCAAAAGUGUUGGUCUGACGGAUGGGUGCUCAGUACUAAUCUUAGACAGCCAUGACCAGAGGUAACCAUUU
Molecule: messenger RNA, 1971 nt
Organism: Pelecanus crispus (Dalmatian pelican)
Lineage: Eukaryota; Metazoa; Chordata; Aves; Pelecaniformes; Pelecanidae
Source: RefSeq, a predicted model, not a curated record